AAUGGAUACAACAAAUAAUUCAGUUUGCUGUAAGAAUCUAAUGGAUAACAUUAUAACACCUUUCAAAGGCUUUAUAGCACAUUUUCAAAUCCUUAAGAUUUUGGUCAUUAAGAAUAACAAUAUAAAGAGAUUAGCAGAUUUUUCUUUUAUCUCUCAAUCAUUAAAAUAUCUUAAUCUUGCUGAGAAUUCUAUAAGGAGAAUUGAUAAGUUUACCUUUACUGGAGCAGAUAAUUUAUUCUAUUUGAAUUUGGCUGGAAACAAAAUAAAAUUUAUACACUCUCAUGCGCUUCCUCCUCUAACUAAUUUAGACUCUCUUAAUCUUCAAAAUAAUAAUCUGGGCCCAACAUUUACAGUAACUUUACCAGAAAAUUUAACAACAUUGUACGUUCAAUCAAAUAAGUUGAAACACUUCAAACCAGAAUAUAUAGGUGAAAAUAAUUUGCAAAUAAUUUAUAUGGAAAACAAUUGUAUGAAUGAAUUAAUCAAAGGAUCUAUAUUUUCGAAUAUAAUUGAUCUAAAUUUACAAAAUAAUAAAAUUGGAUUGCUGGAUGAUGACUCCUUUGCCAAUUUUACUUCUCUUGAACACUUAACACUAACUGACAACAAACAGCUAGUUAUAACACCAAAACUAUUUGCUCCUCUAACAAAAUUACGUAUCCUGGAUUUAGAAGGAAUUUCAAUAGCAAAUAUUCAAGUUAUGAUGUUUUCAAAUUUACAUCUACAACGAAUAAAAUUCUCAAAAUUCGCUUAUUGCCAAUAUGUACCUCAUGUUCCUAAUUGUUAUCCGAAAACUGACGGAAUUUCCAGUUUAAAAGAUCUCUUGGCUUUGGUAGUACUUAGAGUAUUCAUCUGGGCAGUAGGCCUUUUUACGAUAAUGGCUAAUAGCUUAGUAUUUGUAAGCCGCCUCAGAAGUAGGGAUAAAAAUAAAACUUCGGCGUUUAUAAUCAACCUUUGUGUUUCCGAUUUGAUUAUGGGCAUCUACUUGAUAAUGAUCGCUAUUUAUGACACACGCUUUAGGGGCGUCUACAACAAACAUUCUCUAGAUUGGAAAAGAAGCAGGGAAUGUCAACUAAUCGGAUCUUUAUCCGUUACGUCGGCACUGGUAAGAUUUUCUUUAGCCUUUUCUCUCUUAAAAGCGCUAAAGAACUUAUCAUGCGGGUUUAUACCUCAGUACGGAUUAUCACUAAGAAAAAAUAAAAGAGAGAGUUGCUGCUGUUUUAUAUUAAAUUAGUUAAUUAAAAAUAACACCAGUAAAUUUAAUAGUAGUAAAACGGUUGUAAUUGGCAAUCCAAUUGCUAGCCAUCUCUCCUGAUUGCUACUUUGGAGAGAGUAACAAUAUAACGUAAAUCGAUUUUUUAACUUGUCAAGCUAAUUUUUCUUUAUCUAAUUCUUCAAUUGCAAGUUAAAUUACACUUUAAAAUUUCAAAGAGAUACGCAAGAAUCAACAAUCAUGCUAAAUGAAAUAAAAUGCCUACAGGUUUCUAGUUUUGUUUUGACGUUUAUGUCAGUGGAACGCUGUAGCGUUAUAUCAAAUCCCUAUAGGAAAACCCAUCUAACUGUAAAAAGGACAUGGUUAGUUCUUUUCAUCCUUUGGAUUGUUGGAAUUAUUUUGUCCUUACUACCUAUAUUUUUGCGGAAAAAUUUUGGCUCAAACGGUUUCUACGGCGGUACCGGAAUGUGUCUACCUUUGUACAUUCAUGAACCUCUUAGAUCUGGCUGGCAAUAUUCUGCUGUCCUUUUCCUUGGCAUAAAUAUAGCUACUGUAAUAUUGGUCACGACUUCAUACUUGGCCAUGUUUAAAAGCGUGAGAAAAACUAGGAAAAAAUCUGUAGACCGCGGUCGGCAAGGAGAAGAUGCUGGAUUAGCAGCUCGCUGUUUUUUAAUUGUUUUGACCAAUGUGUUCUCAUGGACUCCAAUAUUUAUAGUAAAGAUACUUGUUUUGUGUCAAAUAGAAGUAAAUGAUGCAGCCCACACGUGGUUGAUCAUUUUCGUUCUUCCAGUUAAUAGUGCUAUCAACCCUAUUUUAUAUUCAAUAGCUUCUCCACAGUUUCGAAAACCUUUCAAGCGUUUCCUACUUUCAAAUAACGUAUUACGAGCAUUAUGCGCCAAAUGUAUAGAACUAGAGGGUUGGAGGUUUUCAUUAACUAAUGCUUUCAUUAAUAAUUUUUUCUCUCUCUUCAGAAGAGGCAACUGCUUCGAGAGAAACACAAUAUUUCCUGCAGUCCCAGUAUCAAAUUCGUAACCGGAAAUAAGCAAGAGAAGCUUUGUUAAUCAAACCAUAUCUAAUCUGGCUACCAGAAUACGCGUAGGAGAAAAAUGGUCCAUUUCUUUUCAAGAUAUGCAUUAUAAAUGUAUGUAAAAAGAUAUUUAUGUAAUUGUAAAAUAUUAGUAUUUGAUAACAUUUAACUAUGAUAUCCAGUCGUUCAACAAUUCGUCAUUUACAAUUCUAAAUUGUUUUAAUAAACUAAUAUUUUUACUCAUAAAUGUCGAAGUUAUUUAUGGAAAUGCUAUAUAAUUUUUGUAUUUGGUAAUGUUUCGACUAUGGGACUUUAAAUUAAUAAAAGAUAAUCUGUUUU
Messenger RNA from Dimorphilus gyrociliatus, 2576 nucleotides. NCBI's taxonomy places the organism in Eukaryota, Metazoa, Annelida, Polychaeta, Dinophilidae. The record is from the annotation of a GenBank genome assembly.